This is a messenger RNA of Ornithodoros turicata, 1763 nucleotides long. Its product is annotated as putative serine protease K12H4.7. Bases 116 to 1621 code for a protein of 501 amino acids. Gene Ontology annotation, molecular function: serine-type exopeptidase activity; dipeptidyl-peptidase activity. NCBI's taxonomy places the organism in Eukaryota, Metazoa, Arthropoda, Arachnida, Ixodida, Argasidae. Gene Ontology annotation, biological process: proteolysis. The transcript is spliced from 9 exons. The record is from RefSeq and is a predicted model, not a curated record.
UGCAAAGCACAAGCAGUUCCGCGGAAAGUCGUCGUAAAUUCGUAUGCGGCCGUUCGCCCUUCGGGUUCAUAUAUAGUCCUCGCAAGGCAUUGUCGCUAGACGAGACUGUAUAGUCAUGUAUGCUAUCAGAGCACUGCUGUUGUUGUUCAUUCUGCUAGUAAAUAAUAUUUUCGCGCAUGGACGUUUGCCCUGGAUCCACAGGGGCCGACCCACUGACCGCUAUGGAAUGCAGGGCCGACCUGAAACUUUCGGACGGUUCUCUGAUACUGGAUUCGUGAUUCCUGCGUGGUUCAGGCAGCGACUGGAUCAUUUUGAUCCCUCCAAUAUGGCAACGUGGAAACAGCGUUACUACAUCAACAAGCAGUUCUACCGUAAAGGCGGCCCGGUGUUCCUCAUGCUGGGAGGCGAAGGAGAAGCAAUUAGACAAAUGCUCACUGCAGGCAAGCUCAUGAUGAUGACACUUGCCGAAAAGUACGGUGCCUUAGCAUUACUCCUGGAGCAUCGUUACUACGGACAAAGCCGACCAACCAUAGACCUGUCUACAGAAAACUUGGCAUACCUGAACAGCCAUCAAGCGCUAGCAGACGUUGCAGCUUUCAGAAACGCGAUGACAGAAGAACACGGGCUGACUGGAAAGUGGGUUGUUUUCGGUGGAUCGUACGCUGGAUCCUUGGCGGCAUGGUUCAAGCUGAAGUAUCCUCAUCUUGCUGUCGGCGCUGUCGCAUCCAGUGCACCAUUACGUGCAGUGGUGAACUUCAAAGACUACUAUAAAAUUGUGCGGGAAGCUUUGGCAGUCUCAAACCCAGAAUGCGACUUACAAAUCGCAAAAGCUGUCAACAACUUGUUGUUUCUCGUCAGCAGCCCAGAGAACUUGCAACAAAUCAGAGUGAUGUUCCGGCUGUGUUCGAAUCUCAACGCAGAAGACUGGAAAAGCCUGGCAUAUUUUUUCAGCAAUCUUGCUGAAAGUAUUGCUGGGGUCGUGCAGUACAACACCCUUUAUCCGACGACAAUCAACAGUGUCUGUCACAUGAUGACAGAUGUCAAUGACGAAAAGACGCCUCUGGAGAAGUUCGCGGGGGUCAUCUCUCAGAUAUUGGAUACUUGGUCAACAUCCUGUCUUGAUACUGAUUACUAUGGACUCAUUGACACGCUCAAAGAGAAAGACUUCAGCAGCACAGGUGGUGCGGCAGCUCGUCAGUGGACGUACCAGACGUGUGUCGAGUUUGGCUUCUUCCAGUCCUCGGACGACCCCGACCAGCCUUUUGGGCCACUGUUUCCAGUCAAGUACUCCAUAAAGGAAUGUAGGGAUAUCUUUGGUGCAAGGUUCGAUGAGGCCAUGCUGAACAAUGGCGUUCAAGAGACUAACACCAUGUAUGGAGGUAUCCACCCUGUGCUCCGAAACGUCACUUUUCCAAACGGCUCCGUCGACCCUUGGCACGCGCUUGGAAUACUUGAAGAUAUAUCUGCUGACGUCACUGCAGUUUACAUCAAUGGAACAUCACACUGUGUUGACAUGAAUGCAGCUAGGCAGAGUGACCCGCCUCAGCUUAUAGAAGCAAGAAAGAAAAUAAUGGAGCAAGUGGCUAUUUGGAUUGGUGCUACUGAAGCUCGCACAGUUUGAGUCUGCGCAAAUGGAACUUUAUGCUAAGAUGUGGUGGUACAGUAGCGUCGCUGCAUUAGGCGUCUGUGCUACAACAGCCUUUCUUUUGAGGUCGUCUUUUGUAAGGAUCCUCUCGUGAGGCAAUAAACGCUUAGUCAACGAA